Molecule: messenger RNA, 450 nt
Organism: Stereum hirsutum FP-91666 SS1
Lineage: Eukaryota; Fungi; Basidiomycota; Agaricomycetes; Russulales; Stereaceae
Exons: 1
Coding region: 1-450 (149 amino acids)
Source: RefSeq, a predicted model, not a curated record
AUGUCUUCUACUCUCACUACGCUUGUCCCCGUCUUCGAUGGUACAAACCUUCCUUCCUGGGCUCCCAAGAUGCUCGCCUGCCUUUGCUCUGUUGGUCUCGGCUACGUCCUGCGUGUCGCGCGCCCCUCUGAGGCUGCUGCUGACCCGGCUACUGCCACUCCUAGCGCCACCACUGGCACUGGCACCCAGGCCGGUGGAAGUGCAGCUGGAGGAACCCAAGCUGGUGAAACGACUACGUCGUCCAGCAAUGCUGCCUCGUCUUCUGCCGCCGCUCUUGAGUGGGACAAAGAUGACGAGAAAGCCAUGGGCAUGAUCCGCCUUUGCGUUACCAAAUCCAUUGGCCAGAUGCUUGACACCAAGUCGACUGCCAAGGAGAUGUGGAACGCUCUCGAAGCGCAGUACGGCAGGAAAGGCCUCGGAGGAGCAGGCGUACAUGUAAGACCUUUAUAA